CAUGCGCUCUAUGGUGCUGCUGUAUUCAACACAGGCCUGCUAAACGUGGUACAGUGUAGCUGACAGCAGGCGACGAGAAAUUUCUUUCCAAAGCGUAGGCGCCAUAGCAGUUAUUUUCGUCCAGAACUUUCUGAACGAGUCUGAGGAAAUUGCUCAUGGCAAGCGAAAGGAGUUUCCCUGACAGCUUCAUAGAUGAAGACCCUGAGAAAGCUCUUGAGGAGCUGAACGGGGCACUGGGGCAGACAUCGGACAAUGCGGAGUGGCUCUGCCAGCGUGCAUACGCUCACAUUCUACUCAAAAACUACAGCAGUGCCGUUGAGGAUGCUCAGAAAGCCCUGGCCCUCCAUCCCAGUUUUGCUCUGGCCUUCAUGAGGACAGGAAUUGCCGAGUACCAUUUGAACAACUUCCCUUCGUCGCGGGAGGCCUUUGUGAAAGGGCAGGCUUUAGACGGUUCGGACGGCGCGUUCGCGGUGUGGAUUAAGCGCUGCGAGGAGAGCAUGGCGUUGGGGAGCCACAAUGGAACAUCGCACAUGCAGGAGACAGCGCCACAAGUAAAGCACGACUGGUACCAAACAGAAUCCCAUGUCAUCGUCACGGUGAUGGUGAAGAACGUGAAGAAGGAGGAAGUCAGUGUCAAGUUUGAAGAAAAAGAGCUGACAGCCGUGCUGAAGCUGCCGUCGGGAGAAGACUGGCGUCUGAAGAUCCCCCUCCUGCACCCUGUGGCUCCCCAGCAGAGCACUUUCAAAGUCCUUUCCACCAAGGUGGAGAUUAAGAUGAAGAAGACUGAGGCUCUACGGUGGGAGAAGCUGGAAGGGGAGGGGACUCUGCCCAACGUCAAGCACUUCACUCCAAACCAGUACCCCUCAUCCUCCCAUUACACGCGGAACUGGGACAAGGUUGUGGGCGACAUCAAGGAGGAGGAGAAGAGCGAGAAGCUGGAGGGGGACGCGGCGCUCAACAAGCUGUUCCAGCAGAUCUACUCGGAUGGCUCGGACGAAGUCAAGCGCGCCAUGAACAAGUCCUUUAUGGAGUCGGGCGGGACGGUGCUGAGCACAAACUGGAUGGACGUGGGCAAGAGGAAAGUGGACGUGAGCCCUCCGGACGACGGCGAGUGGAAGAAGUUCUGAGCCGGCGGGUCGCGGCGCGACCCCGGAGGCCUUAGCGUGCCCCUCCGUAUCCAUCCGCAUCCUCCCACAGCCUGUUUGCUUUAGAACGCAUACCACAUACCCCUCAGCAUGAUUCUGCCGCAGCCUGCGUGUGGAUGUCUGCACAAGCAAGAAAGGGCGGAAUACCACUCCGGGCCAAUUUCUAAAUGAAUUUAUUUGUAAAUUUAAACAGAUGUAUAACCGUGAAGAAAGUUAACCUUCUUUUAUUUGCACACCUUUUGUAAAAAAAUCCCAACAGGAACACGUCAAAACAUUUGAAAAAUAUUUUUCUCACUUUAUUUUUUGGUCAGAAAUGACAUGCGCUAACGGGGCAUUUUCAGUCAUCUGUGUUGUGUGUGUGUGCGCAAAGGGUUAAGUCUUUCUUAAAAAUCUAUUAAAACAAAAUGUAAAUUAAAAUUUCCUUGGACUGAA
This is a messenger RNA of Anguilla rostrata (American eel), 1577 nucleotides long. It is a transcript of the gene sugt1, whose product is annotated as SGT1 homolog, MIS12 kinetochore complex assembly cochaperone. The coding region runs from base 156 to 1127 and encodes 323 amino acids. The transcript is spliced from 13 exons. The record is from RefSeq and is a predicted model, not a curated record. Gene Ontology annotation, molecular function: protein-folding chaperone binding. NCBI's taxonomy places the organism in Eukaryota, Metazoa, Chordata, Actinopteri, Anguilliformes, Anguillidae.